CCAAUCAGAUGACCGUAAUGGCAUCAAAACACAAAAGCAUCCCCCCCAAUACCCCCGAAAAUAUAUUGUGCGACUGUGGCAUCUGUUUAUCAAGUAACCAAGUGACACUGUCUGUGAGUGGAGAAGAUCUGACCUCUUGCUGAGCGGAGAAAGGUUACUGUAGUGACCGCACUGACCACUUGCUCGGACCGGCGAGCCAUGGAGUACGCUAAGGAAUACGCCAGCGCUUUGUCGCCGCGGACUCUCAUAAGGACUGUGUCUUCGGUGGGCUCGUCGAUCAGCAGGCGCGUUCUCUUCAGCCCGGAGGUACAGCCGCGGCCCUUUAGGGUCUGCACACAUGACCGGGGCAGGCGUAAAGGAAUGGUGGCCUCUUCGCUGGACAAUCUCCUCGCUAAGGCUGUGCAGGCUUUUCUGCUGACCUCAGAAGUGAUCACGCUGGUCCUGGAGGAGGACGGGACUGUGGUUGAGAAUGAGGAGUUCUUUCAGUCUUUGGAAACAAACACACAGUUCAUGUUGCUGGAAGGAGGGCAGAGGUGGACUCCAGCCAAGGGAGCCCCAGGUCUCAAGCGAUCUAAGAAAAAUGGAAUUGCCAAAUUCAGUUUUGACCUUUACAAAUUAAAUCCCAAGGAUUUCAUUGGAUGCCUCACCAUUAAGGCCAUUUUUUAUGACACAUACACAAUGUCAUAUGACAUUAAAUGUACAGGAGCGAAACAGGUGCUGAAGAUAGCCCUCCGUUACCUCUCCUAUCUGGCCCGAGUUGCUGGCCAGUUACUUCUCUAUAGUGCCUCAUAUGUGUAUCAGCGUAUCGGAGAAGAGGAACAGACAGGGACAUCGGGGACAUGGUGAUGCAACAAGAAGAUUCCUGAUACUUGAGUGCCUGACCUGCCUGUAGACAUACUGGCUGUGUUGAAUGUACUGUGUAUUUUAAUAAUUUUGAGGACCACACAAAUGUACAAUGUGUGAUACUACAUUGUGGGUAGUUCCUCCAGUAACUCUCAGAUCUCAGCCUGUUCAGUUAUGAUUGAUGAAUGUAUUAACUCUGCUGCCUCUGCUCAGAGAAAAAUACUGUAUAUAAUUGGCAAAAAAAUAUAAAAAAUGUUGCAAACUUAAUGGAAUCAGGAGAUUCUCAAUUAUCACCUAUAUUUUUCUUUUUAACAAAGUGUAUGUUUUAUUUAGAUAUACUCUAUAAUUUCCAUGCAGGCCACUCUGACAGACAGUGGGUUAUAACAUUUACAAAAUGGGUAUUAUGAAGUUUGAUGCAGCAUACUGUAAGGAGCCAAAUAGGCUAUGGACAGGUAAAAAAGUGACAUAAAUGUACCUUCUGAUAAAGAAAGCAGUAGGAAAUGCAAGUUCAGUUUGAUCAAAUCAUUCAGUCAAAAUAUUCAUACUUUAUUUAUUGAAUAGUGUAUUGUGUUAAUGUAAAGUAUACCUUUACAGGACCAAUUAUAAAGUUAUUACUAGCACUAAUAUACAGUAAACAAAAAGUCCACAACCAUUGCCUGUUAUCAAAUGUUUUCACAUUAUGUCAAAAUAAUAAAUAUUUUUAAAGGAC
Lepisosteus oculatus (spotted gar) is the source of this 1552-nucleotide messenger RNA. RefSeq names its product cell death inducing DFFA like effector a (gene cidea). Lineage: Eukaryota; Metazoa; Chordata; Actinopteri; Semionotiformes; Lepisosteidae. Gene Ontology annotation, biological process: regulation of apoptotic process; apoptotic process. The record is from RefSeq and is a predicted model, not a curated record.